AUGAAGAGAGCUACCGUCGACGAAAGACUGUUGAAGGCUCUCUGUACCUACCGCUGGGGCGGAAUUGCGCCCAACGCUGUGACCGAUGACCAAAUUACGUCGGAAAUUCAGGCGAUUGUCGAACGUGUUAUAAACGACACACUUCCCGACAUAGAUAUGCUUUUUGGUAAGAAGCUGCGUCUUAACAUGUCUGAAACAGACGUGAACGAGCGCGUGCUGCAGUACUUCAUGCUUUGCAACGAACUGAUCGAAGAACACGGUCUAGUGACCUGUUUUGAAGGUCAGCACGGUCAAAAAGAGAAGUGUAAACUGCUUAUUGAGUCACUGACGCCCAGUGAGCUCAAAGCAGAUUUAAAACUCCAUGACCUGAUCUUGGAAAAGGCGUUGGAGCAGGAUCGCGACUUUCGCCCAUGGCCACGGAUGUCUUAA
Messenger RNA from Phytophthora infestans T30-4, 429 nucleotides. RefSeq lists its product as uncharacterized. NCBI's taxonomy places the organism in Eukaryota, Oomycota, Peronosporomycetes, Peronosporales, Peronosporaceae. The coding region runs from base 1 to 429 and encodes 142 amino acids. The record is from RefSeq and is a predicted model, not a curated record. The transcript has 5 exons.